Molecule: messenger RNA, 2907 nt
Organism: Trypanosoma conorhini
Lineage: Eukaryota; Euglenozoa; Kinetoplastea; Trypanosomatida; Trypanosomatidae
Product: putative Protein kinase domain
Exons: 1
Coding region: 1-2907 (968 amino acids)
Biological process (GO): peptidyl-threonine phosphorylation; peptidyl-serine phosphorylation
Molecular function (GO): ATP binding; protein serine/threonine kinase activity
Source: RefSeq, a predicted model, not a curated record
AUGCUCGAUGCUGUUGUGCUUGAAUACAGCAGGAUCACGGAGGAGGCAGUUGUGGAAACAACGGAUGCCAGUUCCAGGCGCUACCGCGUGCCCAUGUCCUCGUCUUCAUGGUUCUUCAGGGUCACAGGGCCCAAGAGCGACGCUGCCGACGGAGAACGGCGGCAGCAGCCCCAGAAAAGUGAAGUGGGGAACCACAGGGGGAAGUACCUUGAUAACUUCUUCCAUUCCACACCGGUGGGCCGUUGCCUGACGAUUGAUCCCGUGGACGAGACGAACGCGGGAGUCGCUGGCGACAAAGAAGGCUCCAAGUUGCCCUUGGCGCGCAUGGUGCACCUCCAUGAGUCUGGUUUGCUGACCUCCAAGAGCAUGUUGCCAGGCAUCAUCACGCGCGUCUCAGGCCGUUUCGUGUUUAUUUCUUGCUCGUUUCUUCCCUAUGAGGCGGUGGCAACCCGGGACAUGUUUUCAACGGGAGGUUUCCUGCUUGACGUCACCUCUGCAACGCCUACUCCAUCGCAGGAGCGGGAGGAGCCGCCGCGUCCCGUCUGCGAGGAGGAGGAGUGGGUGGGACGAUCUGUGCAUUUUGCACUGUGCCCAAUGAGUUUUCUCGUCAUGGAGGCAUUCUUCACCCGCAACGAGGGGCUGCAGGAGCGGAGGGGGGCACCUCAGACACUCGCCGCCCGCAACCUCAGCAACAGGUGGCUUCACCCAAGCGGUGUGUCGCGUCUAAUGUAUGAGCAGCGGAAGGAGGUGGGUGGGUUGGCCUCCUUACAAAGUGAAGCUACAGAUGAGCUCACCGAUGGUCUUCUGGGUGCGUGGAACAUCACUGGAGCGGAUCCGUGUAAAUUCUUUCAGCCCGAGUUGUCGCUGCAGUUUGUGCAGGGCGCCACCCUUCUCGCAGUCAAUGCCAUGCCCCCAAUUCUGCAUCAGAAGUCUGUAUUCUCCCUAAAGUUGUGGUCGUUUUGGAUGCUGGCAGGUACACGGGUCUCACUGCGCGUACUGGAUGAGGAACGAUGUGACGUCACAGAGCGUGUCUUGUGUAUUGAACGGGAGGAGACGGAGGAAGGGGCAGCCGUCACGCUUGAUCAUCUGGAGAGCAGAGAGGUCGUUUCGUUUCGGUGUCGAGUAAAGUCUUUCAGGAUGCAAGAUGUGGUGUGUGAGGUUACGUUUCUGCUCUGCGUAGAGCAAGGGGGCCAAGAAACGCAACUGGAGUCCAAGCCGGUGUUUGUACGACAGAGUCUUAAAGGUCGUGCGGGGGCUGACGUCAUGGGCACUGGUAAACCAAUUCCAAAGAAGGAUGGCCUCUCACGUAAGUUCUGGACCUCGGAUGUGUUGGGGCCCGAGGACAACAUUUCUGCGGGGUUUACGGACCCUGGGCGCAGCAAUCAACUACUCACAGAGGACUGCUACGAGGAGUUACCGUUGGUGGAGCGCGAGAUCAUUGUGGUAGACCCAGAGGACGCAAGAUUGAAAAAAAUUGCAGGGGUGGCACGGCGCUUGGUCUUGGGUAUUGUUGACACAGUUGUGUGCGCCCAGGUGUUGGCGUGCUUGGUGGCCAGCGCAUACGGUGGCGAGAGCGGUGGGAUACAUGCGGAGGACGAACUCCUCGCCCUGCGGCUGCAAAGUGGUCCGAGUAAGCGGCGCCGUGGAAAGCCAACGUCGAAUCAAGGGGCCAACGUUGUGCGCCUGGGGGAUGUGCGCAACGGGGUGUGCCGGCACCGGGCGUUGCUCUUCAAAUACCUCUGUGAUGUGGUGCAGCUUCCCUGCUACCUGGUGCGUGGUGAGCAUCAAGGGCCGGAUGACGCCCUCGCGGAGCGUCACUCCUGGAAUAUUGUCCCACUUGAAGGCAGUCGUCAUGUGCUUGUCGAUGCAACACUGAGUCCGCACAAGUUGGAGAUGUGGCCGGCGACUGGCUACAAGUGUGCCCCAGUGAGGUUGAGCUCCGACUGGUCGCAUUGUCACUGUAUGAUUCUGCACCGCUCCGCCGCCAAGAUACAUCUCUUGGAGGAAUGUGGUCGUGGCGUCACGGCUGUGGUGCGGCGUGGGGUGUUGGCUGGGGGCCUCACGUGUGCCGUAAAGGUGCCACGAACAAGCCUCGAUUUAGAUAGCCUUAUCUACGAGUACAGGGUGUUGAGGAAGUUUCGUCUCUCCUUGCAUGUGGUGCGGUGCCUGGGAUGGAGUGGUGGAAUCGUGAUGGAGUAUUUUCCUACUAACCUACUGAGCUUCAUAAAUCAUCUUAUCAUUCGUGAAACCCGCAUGAGCCUUUCGCAGCAAAAAGAGGUUCUUAUCGGCCUAUUGUCGGCCUUAAAAGAGGUCCAUGCCUGUGGCUAUGUGCACAGGGACAUUAAAGCUGAAAAUGUGCUUUUAUUGGUCAUUCGCUGCAGUGCUUGCCAUUCCAUUGGAACUGUGUGUCACUUGUGUGACGUUCGAGUGAAGUUGGGGGACUUUGCAGACAGUGUCGCCGUGAAUUCAAGCACGCAGCUCCACAAGGCAUCUCCACGUGUUGGCACCCCGCCAUACGCGGCACCUGAAAUUGACUCCGAGGCUCCAUUUUCCUUCGCGGCAGAUAUUUGGUCGUGUGGCAUACUUGCGAUUGAGAUGGCGUCGAUGCAGCUGCCAGAAACAGCCGUGCCGGCGGGCUGCGUAACGGCGAGGAAUGAAAAAGGUAUGAACUGCAGAAGUAACGACGAGAUUGGCGGCCAAGAUGGUGGCGGUGAGACCUGCGAGGUGGUAUCCACCGUCACGGACGAGGGAAAAAUGGUUGGGCCCCUGCGUUUGCCCCGCCUGCCGCAGAACCCGCCGCCUCCGAGGUGGCAGCAAGAGUUUGUUGCGGGAGCGCUGCAAGUGAACUGGAGGCAACGGCGUCAUGCCGGGGCGUUGUUGGACAUUUUACAAGCUUCGUCGUGCUAA